Molecule: messenger RNA, 2982 nt
Organism: Brassica rapa (field mustard)
Lineage: Eukaryota; Viridiplantae; Streptophyta; Magnoliopsida; Brassicales; Brassicaceae
Product: ylmG homolog protein 1-1, chloroplastic-like
Biological process (GO): chloroplast fission
Cellular component (GO): chloroplast; membrane
Source: RefSeq, a predicted model, not a curated record
UUUAAGUUUUGGAGUCUUGACCAUUGGCAUUGGUAUAUAUUAAGGUGUAAGUAUGUUAUUAAUUACUUCUUACACGUGAUAGUUAUGGAUGAGUAUAGGAUUAAUUCGAUUCAUAACUGCUUGCUCUAAUUCGAUCUUAAGAAAUUACACAGACGAUGAACUAUGUGAAGGCAUUUGACAUUGAAUUGAGCUUACGAGAAUUAGGCCCAAAAACGAAUUGGUUGUGAUAAUUGGUACUUAUUAAUAAUUGCUAGGCCCAAAUGGCCCAAUAGGUACCCAUAUAUAUAUAUUUGUCUAAAGAUUUGAGUUCAGUGACGACCUGUACCUCGAGGCGGAGAUGGCCGCGACUACAACAAAUCUUAGGCUCUUCUCUCCUGUAUACCUUGCUCCUUCGUCAACUGUAAACCGUAGACGUCUCCAUGGCAUCAACAAGAGGUCACAAACUCGUAUCUUCUUUCCCGCUAAACCCUUCCCUUCUCUAUCUAUCAAAAUCGCUGCAUCAUCAUCCCCUUCGCGGCCUGCCUUUACCCAGCUAACUCCUCUCUAUCCGACGACUCGGUCAUCCACACUCACCUGGUCGACUCGGUCAUCUACCGAGUUGACUCGGUCUCUGGCCACUCUGGCGGCAUUAGCAAUCGCUCUAGCCAGAGCCUUAGCUUGUAAACUCUCCCUCGCAGCUCACACAUCGGCAUUACGAUUAUCUCUCCAAACCGGCGGGACUGUCUUCUUGGCGUCGCUCCGGGAACGGCCGCCGGGGUAUUUGAUCACGCCGCAGACGGUGGUAGCGGUGGUGAUGAAGAAGUGGGUAGAUAUAUACAGUGAUGUAUUGAUGCUUAGGUUGUUGCUGACUUGGUUCCCUAAUCUCCCUUGGGAGAGACAGCCUUUGUCGGCCAUUAGAGAUAUGUGUGAUCCUUACUUGAGUCUCUUCAGAAACAUCGUUCCUCCUAUCUUCGGCGAGGAUCUCAGUCCGAUGCUUGCUUUGGCUGUUCUUGGUACACUCGGAUCAAUUCUUGACGUAAGCACGUGAUAAAAGGAGAAUCCUUUGAUCAGUAAGAAGAACACCAUCGGUUUCUUGCUGGUCAAGUUUUUGAAAAGUUUUUGUUUUGAAACAUCUAUGAAUGGGAAAGUUUGCAAUUUUUUUAUUUGUUUCUAGGAAAACAGAAAAUUUGAUAAUACUCCAUCUGUUUCAAAAUACAUGAAGUUUUAGGAUGAGACACAACUAUUAAGAAACUUGUAUUUUAUCUAUAAAAAUAUUAUUAAAAUAUAAAUUAAAAAUUAUUUAACCAAUCACAAAACAGACUAUAAAAUAUGAUUGGUUACACAGUUUUUGAUAAAGUAAAAAAGUACAUUGAAUUAUGAAAACAUCAUCUAUUUUGAAACAUCAAAAAUUCUCUAAAACAUCAUCUAUUUUGAAACGGAGGAAGUAGUUGUUUGAGACUAAUUAAAAACCGUUAUUUUUCUAGCAAACCUAUUACCAGUGUUGUGCCAAGGAUUUUAGGGUCCUAAAGCAAAUUUUAAAAAUAAAAAUUUAAUAUAAUAUAUCAUUUUCAUCAAAUAUCCAAGUUUAAAAUUAUAAAAGAAUAAGUUUAUUAAGUAAAUAUGAUAUAAUUAUAUCAAGCAAGCAUAUAGUUGAAUUCAGAAGGUAAAUUAGUCGAAUUCUCGUGAAUUUGUUUUUUUUCAAAAUAAGUCCAAAUCACUAAACUAAAAAUUAUUUUAAAUUUUAAAACCCCCAAAUAAAGUUACAUUAAUCGAGGGUUGAGACGAAUGUCUUUUUCAAUAUACUGUAGACACUUCUGUGCCUAUUACAAAAGUUUGAUAACAAAAGAUAGAAAUUUAGUGGUAUAGGAGCUCCAGCUGGAGUGCCCGCCCCUGGGUUCGAGCCUUGGCCACUGCAGAAUUUACAUAUGGGCUGCAGCAUCCGAGACCGAAGGCCGUUACACGGUGAGCCACAUGGUGACGCCCUGGCAGCGUCCUUGCUCACUUCGGUCUCUAGUCUGGACCACCUCGGUGGGGCCAGGAUACUCGGUUAGCAAAAAAAAAAAAAGAUAGAAAUUUAGUUACACCGAAGGGAUAAUGCGGUCAAUGCCAAGGAUAAAUGGUCGCUUGGCAAGAACGCAUACACAUGGUUGACCGAGCGUCUUUAUGGCAGCUCGUUCGGAGACAAUGUGCUAAACGGCACCACUGAUGGUCUUAGUGGUAGUCCAUAUAUAACCUGUGCAUAUAGUAGUAGGAUAGUGCGAGGAGAAUGGUCGCAUGAGUAACCUAAUGGAGUUGGGAUAAGAUGGAUCAUGAAAAUUGGGGUUUAUUGUUUUAGGUUUUUUUCAUUUUUGAAACUAGUUUUCAUUUUCGAUGCAAUUAUUUAUAUUUUAAGUAACUUGCAUAUUCAGAACAAGAAAAUUACCUCUUAUUUCACUCAACUUAUCUCUAAUUAUUUAGUUUAUAUCUUUAAUUUGAGGAGGAAAUGUGUAAUACAUAAGAGAUAGGUUUGGAGAAAAUAUAUACUUCAGCCUUGUAAGUGUGUACGUACGACUAAUUUAUUUAUUUACAUGCAUACAUAAUGGGUUGUCCAAAUUCUAUAAAAUAGAUCGUAUAGAACUCUAGUCUCUAUGUCCAUUCAAAUCAUGGAUCUUAAUCAUUAUCUUACACUAAUGAUCUCUCUGAAUUACCUACGUUGUCAGCAAACCGUAGAAGCUUUGCUGCUUUGUAAUGUCACCAUUAAUUGGGUAUUUGGUGAAGGGGAAUUUUUUUCAUAUUUUAUAGCACAUUUGGGGUUGUUCGGCUGAAUACAGGAUUUUAUAGUAUGUGCUUUACAUACCAAAGCACAAAACAGAGCAAAUGACAAAAAAAAAACAAAACAUUCAUCACCUUAUUAAAAACUGAUCCAUUCUUUUACCAUCUCUCAAAAAACAAGUAGAAAUUGUUCUUUUUAUCUUACUUUUCUCAGUUCAGUCCCUCACAAAUAUGAGAAUCCAAUCCCUAGAC